Molecule: messenger RNA, 2477 nt
Organism: Halteromyces radiatus
Lineage: Eukaryota; Fungi; Mucoromycota; Mucoromycetes; Mucorales; Cunninghamellaceae
Exons: 2
Coding region: 40-2346 (768 amino acids)
Biological process (GO): nuclear envelope organization
Cellular component (GO): nuclear envelope; meiotic nuclear membrane microtubule tethering complex
Molecular function (GO): protein-membrane adaptor activity
Source: RefSeq, a predicted model, not a curated record
CUUUCUUUCUGUCUCAAUCGUACAUAUAUAUUUACAUAAAUGUCUGACUUGUCUCAUAGAAAGUCUUUAUAUUCAUCACCUUCUUCAAGGUCCUUUAUUAAUAGACCUCCACCUGAAAGUGCCUUACGCGAUACAUCUAUCAAUAUAGCUACCGCUUUUUCAACUGCAGAACGACCUUCACCUUACCGUUCCAACAAUAAUGUCUAUCUCUCUCCUCGUACCAAACGUACAUCUCUUCACCAUCGAUCUUCUACUGAUCAUUUUCAAACUCUUGUUGGCUCUGAUAAUGACUUUUUUGGAUCCAACAAACCGAUAGAUCUUUAUCAACAUUCAGUAUCACAAUCAAGCUCAAGUGACGAAGAAGACGAUAACCCUUUUGAAGAAGAAGAACGACUAGUACGACAUCCUGCUGAAGAAGAACAUCGACGCGAGCUAAUUCAACAACGAUCCUCCCUCUCUGAACGUUACGAUGCUACCAAUGGUAGUUUGGCUGGUUCAUCCUUUCAUUCAUUUAUGGAAUCUCCUUAUAAAAAUCAACAUGAUACUAUUCUCGAUGACGAUAAUAUCAAUUCAAAUGAUACCCCAACAACAACAGCAGCAGCUCAAAUCAAACCAGCCUCUCGCUCUCUUAUCAAACAUGUUUUCGACAGGACAUUUGAAAUCGUCAUGUUUUGGAUCUUUAUGGUGUUCUGGGUCAUUAAGGAAAUAGCUGUCACUGUGAUCACCUUUAUUUUCAUUGUCGCAUCUAGUUUGAUGGUCAAUCCUAUUGUGUAUAUGUUGCAGUACCUUGGUUUUCGGACAUUGGAACCUCUCAAAUUAUCUUCAUUCAAGUCAAUCUCACAUCAUCCUGUCGCCAUGACACUAUUAGCUAUAUUUUCUACUUUCUGUUUACAUUGGAUAUUUUUUGAUCAACAUAAUGAUAAUAAUAAUAAUCAUCCUACUUGGUUCAACAACAACAAUAACAACAAAUUAUGGCCAUUCUCAACGACAUUAUCUGCCAUCAUUUCAUCUCCUUCAUCUUGGCGAUCAUUUAACCCUACAACUAGCUCAAUGGACGAUACCAGAUAUGAUUCACUAGCCUUGGAUCGAUUCAAAGUAUUGGAAAAAACUGUUCAUGGAAUUAUCGACCACAUUGAAACUCAGGACAAACAUGAUCAACAACAAAUCAAUUCCAUUCAUUGGCAUUUGGAACAACUACAACAACAGUUUUCACAAUGGUCAACCACUCAUUCAAAACAAAUAGAAUCGGCUCUUAUCGAACAAAUGGAAAAAGUAGAACAUACUUUGGCAACUACGACAACACAAUGGAAUCGUCGAUUACAUGAAUGGGGAGCUCAAUUGGAACAAAAGAUGGAACAACAGGAACAUAUUUGGCAACAAGAUGGCAACACCAAUCCAACAGUUUCACCACAACUAGUGAAUGCUUUACGACAACUUUUUAUACCAAAAUCAGAUGAUGAUCGUGCAUUAUGGACUAGUUUUUUACAAAACAACCAAGGGAUUUUGGAUCGUCAUAUUCAAGACAUGAUGGAUCAAUGGCUUCGAGAUCAACUACUAAAAGGAACUUUGAUUGACAAGGAUACGCUGAACGAAACGUUGAUGACUCAGAUUUUACAACAGGAUACUACUGACGAUAAAAUGGAAAAAACUGCAGGAACUAUCAAUCUACUUGGACAGCUAGUGGAUGCCGCAAUUCAAAGAUAUCAUCAGGAUGUAUUGGAUAAACCAGAUUAUGCAUUAGCUACACGUGGUGCUAUGGUCUUGAAUGCAUUUACUUCACCUACUUUACCAUCAUCAUCAUCAGCAGGAACAAACAAUCAGUGGUGGUGGACAAAAUGGUAUACUGAAUGGUCACGUCCUUCCUUGUCUCCGAUGAUUGCUCUGACUCCAGGUACACAUGUAGGACAAUGUUGGCCAAUGAAAGGGAACCAUGGAUCUUUAGGUAUUCGUCUAUCUGAACCGAUUUCCGUACAAAGUAUCACUGUAGAAUAUCCAAGUCGUUCGGUGGCCAGUAACAAUAUGACAAGUGCACCAAAACAAAUCGAUGUUUGGGGAUUGAAAAAGGUGGAUGGAUCAUCUUCCAACGUAAUGGCUCAAUGGGAUCAACAGCAACAAGAACAGCAUAUAACAGGGAACAACAAUGAAAAUGAUAAUAUGAUCUUUUUGGGUUCCUUCACUUACGACAUCAAGAAAUCAUCAGCAUCCUCCAGUAUCCAAACAUUUUCAUUAGAUACCAAUCGAUAUGUUCAUUUCGAAGGUGUCGUCCUACGAAUCCGGUCUAAUUGGGGAAAUGAUCAACAUACCUGCAUUUAUCGUGUUCGCGUCCAUGGUACUCCAGCUAUAUGACCCCCCAUUCUAUUGAUGUACUUUUAGUUUAGUUUAUACAUUCUUUCAUUAUAUAUAUAUAUAUAUUAUCAUGAUUCUCUCUUUUAUAUAUUCAAAUAAAUAAAUAAAGCUGAGUGUUAUUCUUUUUUUUU